This is a messenger RNA of Seriola dumerili (greater amberjack), 1455 nucleotides long. RefSeq names its product pannexin 3 (gene panx3). The coding region runs from base 1 to 1353 and encodes 450 amino acids. Gene Ontology annotation, biological process: positive regulation of interleukin-1 production; monoatomic cation transport. Gene Ontology annotation, molecular function: channel activity. The record is from RefSeq and is a predicted model, not a curated record. Lineage: Eukaryota; Metazoa; Chordata; Actinopteri; Carangiformes; Carangidae. The transcript is spliced from 5 exons.
AUGUCCAUCGCCCAGGCGGCGGCCAAGGCCAUGCUAUCUGAUGCCCUGCUGCAGGACGGCCCUGGGAUAAACCGGAUCAACCACCUGGAGCUGGAGCUUCCUCUGGACAAGGUCAUCAAAUUUGUGUCUGUCGGGCUUCCACUGCUGCUGGUGUGCAUGGCGUUUGCCCGGGAGAUCUCCCUGGGGCCUCAGAUCAGCUGUUUCCCUCCCAGCAAUUUCACUAUUAAGCAGGCCAGCUACGUUGACACAUACUGCUGGGACUCUCUCAUGCAUCACGAAUUUGACAGCGAUGGGAACUUUGAGGAGCGCUCUCUCUGGGUUCACAAAAUGUUCCCUUACUCUCUCCUGGCCAUGGCGGUGCUGAUGUACCUGCCAGCUCUGAUCUGGCGCCAGCUCGUGAUGCCCUCACUGGGCUCAGACCUGCUCUUCAUAAUCGACGAACUAGAUAAGUCAUACAACCGCUCGAUCCGACUGGCCCAGAGCAUUCUCGAUAUGCGCCAGACCACUAAGAACCCGCUCACAUUUCAGGCUGAGCUGCAGAGGGCAAAGAAGAAGCGAUACUUUGAGUACCCUCUGCUGGAGCGAUACAUGCAAUGCAAACAGAACUCCUACUUCCUUGUUAGCAUGCUUUUCUUACGUGGCUUCCUCCUCCUGACCUUCAUGACCGCUGCCUGUCUCUACCUGGCUUACUUCCACCUCUCGGCCUUCCUGCAGGAUGAGUUCAGCUGCUUUGUCCGCACCGGCAUGCUGCGCGAUCAGAACUGGGUUCCUGAGCUGGUUCAGUGUAAAAUGAUUGGUCAGUUGGUGUUUCAGGUGAUAAGCGUGGCCAACGGUGCAAUCUACGUCCUGUUGGCCCCCAUUGUUCUUUUCAGCCUGAUUCGGCUCUUUGUUUGGGACACCACCUUCAUCUCCGUCUAUGAUGUCCUCCCAGCUCUGGAUCUCCUCAACCGCCGCAGGCUCGGCUGCCCGCUAAAUGACCUCAAUGUCCUUCUGCUGUUCUUGCGUGCCAACGUAGCGCACUUAAAGUCCUACGGAAACGUGAGGGCGUUGUGCUCGCUGGCGCCGCCACAGGUAGGCAACACCACUGCAGGGCAAGGCUUAAACGCAAUGCUGACCCAAGAAGAGAUGGAGGAGCGGGAAGAGGCUGCGAUGGAGCUGGCGGAGGAGGUGGAGGAGGCCAAGGAGGAAGGGAAGCUCAACUUGGUGGAUAUCAUGACCAUUCUGGGAGCAGCACAGGGAAGAGUGGUGAACUGCAGUGAGAAGAGGCCUCUGGUGGAGCAGAAUAUGAGUCUGGAGCCAAACCACCAGGGGUACCAUGAGUUGAAGGAGACAGCACCCUUUAGUCAUUACUAGGCCUCCUAUGGACUGAAUCAGAGUGAUAACAAUGGGGGGGUUGGGACAUUCUCUACAGUAGAUUUUGAAGAGUGCUGUACCCACAAAGACUGUGGACACCAA